AUGAGCGGCGGGCGUAGCGGGCGAUCCGCCGUGAAGAUGGAGGCGCCGUUUUACCCCGAGGAGGGACUGGAACUGCUGCCCGACUUCGUGCCGCUGCCGGGUUUCGUCUACCGGCAGCCGGUGACGCAGGAACAGGAGGGUUUCGCCGACGGUUUCGUCAAGGCCCUGGCCGACCUGCACAAGCAGAACCAGCUCCUGGCGGCACCGCCGCCGCUCUCCGCGCCGGGACCCUGCUGCACCGCCCGCCCGGGGCCACCGGGAGCCCCCGCCACUGCCGCCGCCGACCCUCCGGCCGUCUACACCAACUUGAGCGGCUUCAACCCCGCGGGGCCGCUGAGCCCCUCGGGCAGCGCCUACCCCUCCGCCUCCGCCCCGCCGCCGCCGCCGGGCCUGGCCUUCGGGGCCGCGGGUCUGGGAAGCGGCCGGCUGCCGCCGGCGCGGUCUCUGGAGGAGCCGCAGACGGUGCCCGAGGUGCCGCCGUCGGCGGGCGGGGAGGGUGGCAGUAGCGCGCCGACGCCACCGUCGCUGUCGCCGCUGGACGCGGAGAGCCAGGAGCGGCUGAAGGCAGAGCGCAAGCGGCUGCGAAACCGCAUCGCCGCCUCCAAGUGCCGCCGGCGGAAGCUGGAGCGCAUCGCCCGGCUGGAGGAGAAGGUGAAGGCGCUCAAGGGGCAGAACGCCGAGCUGGCCGCCACCGCCAACCUCCUCCGCGCCCAGGUCACCCAGCUGCAGGGUCGUGUCCGCAGCCACCUCUCCUCUGGCUGCCACAUCAACGCCGCCGGGCAUCCUCCUCCUCCUCACGCCGCCGCCCAGCCGCGGGAGACUCCCCCCGAGGCGGCCGCCGCCGCGCCGGAGACCAGCGCCUGCUGAGGAGGGACACCCCGCCGGCUCCGGCCCCAGGGGCCCGGGGGCACCGCGGGGCCAAGGGGACAUGAGUUCUUGUGCUGGAGUCCUGCUUGGGCGGUAUCCUCUCAAGUCAAUGAGGACUAACUGAAGAAACAGCAAAUCCAGCCUUUAUGAACUAAUUCUUCUGAAGCACAGAUACCUGGAAAUUCAUGUCAAGGUGUUGUGUGUAGACAUCAGCAUACAUAGAGAAGGGGAUGGCCAAAGGAAGGAACUGGGAUUUUCUUAGCUGCAACAGUACACAGUGGGGUUUUUCAUAUGCUUUUGUUGUGGUCAAAUUCUUCCAGAAGACAACUAUGCUGCAUUUCUUUGUGUGAUCACAAGGUGAUUUUUUAGAUUUCCAGUUAAAUUGGAGGACUGUCAAGCCUUGCAAUGCUAAAUUAACACAAAAAGAGAACUUACUUUGAAGUCACAUUUAGCCUUAAUGCUAUCUGAAAUGCUGCAGUUCAUGUGUAGUAGUUUACUUCAAGGUGAAGUUAUGAUUAUCAUAAAUAAUGUUUUAAAGUAGUCACCCUAAAUAAUUACCUACAUGAUGUUUGCUUUUUUGUCUGCUGUCAAAAAGUCUUUAUCCAUAGCAUAGCUAGCUGUAAAUGGAGCUUUGCUCUCAAUUUCUAGUACUGGUAACAAAUAGGGUCUGCAAUAGUUUCAGGAGUAAAUGUUCUGGCUAAAGAAUGACCAUUUCUUUAGUGAUGAUUGGGUUUGAAGCCUUGCUGACAUGGAGAUAAUAGAUAUGACCAGUUCACUGUGCACUAAUACACUGCUACAUUCUGAUAUUUAGCACACUGCUGACAAGAUUUACUACUACUGUUACUUACUGGUUAAGAACCAUGUAUGGGUGGAAUUGUAAGUCACCUAAAUAGGGUCCAUGCAGCCUUGGAGAGCUGUCUUGCUGCAGAUCAGUAAAAGACUCCCAUCCCAUACAAGGGGGAGGAGAAAAAUCAUUGGUUGCAGUCUCUGUUUUGGUUUUGCAAGUUCAAUUACUUUUUUAGGUUGAGUCCUGUUUAUCUCAAAAUUUAUUUUAAUAAAUUUGAAAACCUUUCUAAUAAGUACCUUGAAGCAUGUCUUGCAAUUGUUCAGUUUCAAUCAGUGUUUGUCCAAUUGUGGUAUUACUUCUGUCAUAGAUUAAGAAAGCUGGAGCUGUUAAGAGUCAGGCUUCUCACUGCAUCCCUGUUCUUAAACAAUGGUCUGAAUAGGUGAAAAAUCAUGACCAAUAGCUUGAACUCUGAGGAGUUGUUUGAUACCAUUUUCUUGUCCUCUUCAGACAGCUUCCCACUGCCCCAAGGGAUGUGUCCCUCCUGCCUCAUAUGGAAAAUUGACCUUUAAGAACUAACUGUUUUAAACUAACUAACUAACUAACUAACUAACUAACUGACUAACUAAAGAUAGUCUUCUGGUACAUGCUGAGUAAUUUGAAAGAUAACAUACUGAACUUGAUAAUCUUUCCCACACCUCUGUUUCAAAAAUCUUCAGAUUUUCUUGUAAAGCAGGACACAAGCAGUGGAGUAGUGUCAAAUAAAGUUAGUGUGCUGCUCCAGAGAAUGUAUUUUGGAUAGUCGUCUUCUUUUUUCCUAGUAAUAGCUAUGGAAAGAGAGCAGUAGAAGAUACUGAUAUAUAACUUGCUGUUCUUCACAAGUAGAGACAGAGUUUGAAUUCUUGGAUUUUUCCAACUUUUACCAUUCUGUUUUUUAACAUCCUUCAUGGGAGGGUAGCAGAAAUAGUGAGGAAAUACUAUCAGGGAGUUAAAUGUUCUUGUUAUACUUAGUGUCACGUAAGUUACGGCCGUAAGUAGCUCGGACACCUUCAGAAUAGGGAUUCCUAAAAUACUGCCAAAGUGUUUUUGUCAAUCCAAACCAUUUUGUGCCAGUUACUAAAAUGGUAUUGUAAAUCCUUGUGACUUUUGACAGUCUUUUGACAGUCUAAGUCAAAUCACCGCACAAGCUGAUAUGUCCGCAUGGUAUGAUACCUGUUUCCCAGCAGUCCAAUAGUGUCUAAUGAAGUUUACUUCUUUAUUCCUUUCCCCACUGGUAGUAGAGAUGAUGGUCGAAGUUAUCAGCAGCAGGAACGAGACAAAGAAAUUGAAUUCAAGGAAAAAAUAAUACUUAUCUCUGAAACAGUAUUUAAUGGUAGUAUUUGUAGUAUGUUUAAGUAGCAGAUAAUUAGGACUGCUAUUCAGAAUGCUUUUUAACUUUGUUUUGUUAUUACUGCAUAAGUGUCUUCUAAAUGUCUCUUCUUUAGAAACUAUGCCCCUGCCUGCUUGGCCUGAUGACUAGUGAUUUCACACUUAUCCUUAUUUAUUUAAAGCCAUGGCAACCACCAUACUGAAAUGUCAUCAAGUAAAGCCCAGGUCUGCAUGCUGACUGGUGAUGCAAAGGUCUGCUCUCUAAUAAAAUGCAGCCCAUGAAGGACGAGCUCCAAAAGGCAGCUACGCCCUGUCUUCAAGCAUUUGCUCUAAUUUCAAGGCUUUGCCAUGUGGUGUUGCUCAAUGUGCAGCAAAACAAGUUCUUGCGAGCCCCUUGAGCAUUCCUCCACGUGUAACAGAUUAAAUAUUCAGGCUUUGUUGACUCUCCCACAUGCCCCAAAAAAAAAAACCAAACCAAAACCAACAGAAUUAAACCCAAACCUGAAACAAAAGACCCAACACAAGUAUAUAUUGGAGAAUUGUUUUGCUUUGUUGCAAAGUGCUGUUAAUUACAGAGACGCUUAGUGCACUUCUGACAUGUGAGCCAUCAAUCUAAACACUCCCAACAGUGAUUUUGCUUUGGUUGUGCUUUGCUGCUUUGUACAGGACAAAGGGAAGGGAGUAAGUGUUGCAAUAUGUAUUGUGCAAUUCCUGACUUUUAAAUAGAAAAUGAUAGGCAAGUCUGCAUAGUCUUGCACACCAAAAUUUAGCCACUGAUUUUUGCCCCUCCCACUCUUCCUUAUCAGGAAUACUGGCUAAUCAGGAAUACUGGCUUCUUAAGGUCAAAAAGAGAGAAGGGGAAAAGGGUAGAGAGAUUAAGAAGUGGCAGUACCAGAGGUAUCUUGCUGUGAAGGGCCUUGGACCUCCUUGGCCUUAAAGCUCAAUCUGUAAGGUUACCUCUAGUUUAUGAUAUCUGAGGGUAAUUCUUGACUCCCAGUGCAGCAUCUUACCAGGAAAGGCAGCUGGGUCUGUAUUGCUGAAUAAGUCUUUUGGUGAAGUAGCUCUUCAGCUUUCUGUGUUUUUCCGUCCAUGGAGUUGUAGCACAUUAUUCCAGGGCAGUUUCUCUUUCCUGUAGUGUCUCAUCUAAAGUUGACUUGUUGUUCCUACAGUUUCUGCCUACACUGAAAAAUCUUUCUGAGGUUUGGGGGACCACACAUGUGCCCUCACUGUGUGGUAUUUAUGAUGGCUAAUCUUGUAUGACUUGAAAGAGAUCCCCUUAGAAAGGAGUAGCUCCAGUUAGGUGCAGACUGGGAAAGAUUAAAUUAAUUAUUCUUUGUGCAGUAUGUCUUUCUGUCAGUUCAACAGAGGAACUAACUCUCAUAGAUAAAGGAGAGGUCUUGGGCAAUAGGGCCCAGCUUUGAAAACCCUUGGUGAUUUCUGGUUCUUGCUGAGCUUCUCUGAUGCAGAAAACACUUAAUGAUCUGCAUUACUAUAAUCACAAUACCUUGCAAUAUCUUGGGCUGGGCUGCUGGUAGUAUCACGUAUGUUCUGUGGUCCUUACUGGGAUUCAUGCCACAUGCUGAUUAACAGAAUAAGGGAUUUCCUGUAAAAGCUAAGAAUCCCCCCCUGUUGUGUCACCACCAGCAUUUCCAAGCUCUCUUUUUGUCCAAAAGAGGUGUGAGCAAACUGCUGCUUCCUACAGUUCUUCAAUCCAAGCUGGUUCUUCAUAGGCCUUCAGGCAUGGCGCUUCCUCCUUCAGGGUAGCUCUUCAAAAUCAGAAGUGGAAGCAGAGCAGUUCAAACUGGGCUUUGCUCUUCCAGCAGCUGACAUGCAACUAGUUGGUGGGUGGGUGUUUGUCUGCAUCCUUUCUUGGGUUUUUUUAAAGUUGGGUUAUGUGUACAUUCUUAUUCUGCCUUACUAAAUUAGCUGGCACAGAGGAAGCCUCUGAGAAACCCUUUAAAAAUCUCUGCUUUUGGUAGAAUUUUAUAAAAUUGCAGCAUGUGACUAAAUUAAAAAAAAACCCAAUGAAACAAAACCCCCAACAAAACAAAACA
Molecule: messenger RNA, 5073 nt
Organism: Pyrgilauda ruficollis (rufous-necked snowfinch)
Lineage: Eukaryota; Metazoa; Chordata; Aves; Passeriformes; Passeridae
Product: transcription factor jun-D-like
Exons: 3
Coding region: 1-867 (288 amino acids)
Biological process (GO): regulation of transcription by RNA polymerase II; regulation of cell cycle; regulation of cell population proliferation
Cellular component (GO): transcription regulator complex
Molecular function (GO): RNA polymerase II cis-regulatory region sequence-specific DNA binding; transcription factor binding; DNA-binding transcription factor activity, RNA polymerase II-specific
Source: RefSeq, a predicted model, not a curated record